This is a messenger RNA of Artibeus jamaicensis (Jamaican fruit-eating bat), 1279 nucleotides long. It is a transcript of the gene CUNH22orf23, whose product is annotated as chromosome unknown C22orf23 homolog. Bases 148 to 804 code for a protein of 218 amino acids. The transcript has 7 exons. The record is from RefSeq and is a predicted model, not a curated record. Lineage: Eukaryota; Metazoa; Chordata; Mammalia; Chiroptera; Phyllostomidae.
UAGCGCUCGUUACCAUGGUAGCCAGAGCAUCUAGUUACCAGUUCCACAGCUAUGCCGCGGCAGAAUCCUACUUACGGUCUACGGAGACCAGCUGCCGCUGUCUGUGGAGUGACCCACCCAGCUGGGGUCUUACUUUAGGGCCUUCCCAUGGCUUCCUCGGAGAGGAUGGAGGCAGUGACCAAAGGAACGCGGUUCUGGCACCGCCCCAAGCAGGCUACUUAUACCCCUGAGACAUGCGAGCUCCUCAGAGUGAUGAUGAAGGAGUCCCAGCUGACUGAAUUCCAACAGCGCCACAUCAUGGACGCCAUGAAAAGAGGAGACACGCUGCCCGUCCACUGCAGCCCGACUUCCAGCCAGAGGGCCCUGCCUCCCAAGCAGCCGGACUCCGCCGUCUGCCUGCCUCCCAUCCUGGUGGCCCGGCCGCACCUCCGGCCUGCCAGCCUGUGCCAGGCCAACGGGGCCUACAGCCGGGAGCAGUUCAAGCCUCGAGCCACCCGAGAUUUGGAGAAGGAGAAGCGAAGACUCCAAAACAUCUUUGCCACAGGAAAGGACAAAGGGGAACGCAAAAGGAAGCCCCCUCCUGUAAAGCAACACAAGGCCCCAUCCCCAGAGCUGGACCGAUUUGAAGAAUUGGUCAAGGAAAUUCAGGAGAGGAAAGAGUUCCUGGCUGACAUGGAGGCCCUGGGACAGGGCAGGCAGUACCAAGGGAUCAUCCUUGCUGAAAUCUCCCAGAAACUGCGGGAGAUGGAAGACAUUGACCACCAGAGGAGUGAGGAACUCAGGGAGGCUCUCGUCCCUGCCUGAUCUGUCUGCGGAGACCGCGAUGGAGCAGCCCAGCCUCAACCGGUGGAGCCCACGCCCUUGCCAAGCAGGGCCAUUCCCAGGCCCGCCCACCCAGCCUGGCCCUCGGCCACAUCAGAUGGGCACACGCACUGGCCUGGCCUAGUGUUCUCCGAGCACAGGCGGUGCCCCAGAACACAGGCCACACCAGGGACUGUGCCCAGGGGCUCUGGGUUGCCUGCGCCUGAGACCCAGUCACAUACAAAUGACUUUGAGUCUUUUCUUGGGGAAAAGCAAGCUGGAGUCCCCGAUCUUGGGCAAAUGUCUAAGUGCAUCCGAAGGGCCCCCUUCCCACCAUCUCCACCAGACUCUGCGUCCCGUUUAGCUUUCUGAGCUCAGGAACAAAUAUCCCUUCCUUCCUUCCUGUCUAGGACCUGCUUACUCGACUGACAGCCAUAGGCAAGUGUUUAACCACUAUGGUUAAUUGGCCGAUAAAACA